Molecule: messenger RNA, 436 nt
Organism: Dendrobium catenatum
Lineage: Eukaryota; Viridiplantae; Streptophyta; Magnoliopsida; Asparagales; Orchidaceae
Product: DNA-directed RNA polymerase subunit 10-like protein
Exons: 1
Coding region: 93-329 (78 amino acids)
Biological process (GO): tRNA transcription by RNA polymerase III; transcription by RNA polymerase II; transcription by RNA polymerase I
Cellular component (GO): RNA polymerase III complex; RNA polymerase I complex; RNA polymerase II, core complex
Molecular function (GO): DNA binding; zinc ion binding; DNA-directed RNA polymerase activity
Source: RefSeq, a predicted model, not a curated record
AGCUCGCUAGCUGUGAAGGGCUGAGCAAAGAGUUUUUUUGGUGGAAUAACUGACCUAGGUUGCUGUGAAAUUGCACAAGGAAGACAACGAAGAUGAUCAUCCCUGUUCGUUGCUUUACAUGUGGAAAGGUGAUUGGCAGUAAGUGGGAUACAUAUCUCGAUCUUCUUCAGGCAGAUUACUCCGAGGGCGAUGCUUUAGAUGCUCUUGGAUUGGUCCGUUACUGCUGCAGAAGAAUGCUUAUGACUCACGUUGAUCUCAUUGAGAAGCUUCUCAAUUACAACUCACUUGAGAAGACUGAGCCAAACAUUUUAUUUCCUUGGAUGAUAUGACUGCUAAGGUCAAAAUAUCUAUAUUGUGUUAAAAACAUUGUGUUUGCUGUGUUUUAGCUUGGAGUAAUUUGAUGUUUGAUUUGACUUGGACUAAAUGUUGUAGACUU